GCCGCGGCCUCGGGGCGGCGGCGGCCACUGGCUGGGCGCGGGAGGACGGCGGGCGGCGCCGUCCUGGCCAUGGGCGCCCGCGGCGGCCGCCCGGAGCCUUUGUGAGCGGCGCGGAGCUGGAGCGGCCCGCGGCGGCGAGCGGCAAGCAGCGGGGACGGCGCUGGUUGAGCUGGACCUUGUCUGAUGGCUUCCUCCAGGCCUCCUCCACAGCCUGCCAUAGGAGAUUUGCAGGGUCCUGGAGUCCCAGGCCCUUCCUCUGAGGCAGAGGAUUCUGGAGAAGCCUUUGAGUUCGAUGAGAGCGAUGAUGAAGAGGACACCAGCCUUGCUCCUGAGAGGGAUGCAGACCCCCUGCUGAUCCACUUUGACUCCAUCCCCAGAGCAGACCCAGACCUGGACACGGCCACCACACUGCCCCAGAUAGAGGUGCCGGCUGUGGUGAGCAAUGGGGAUGCUGUGGAUGGGGCUUUCUCUGGGGUCCGGCGAUCCAGCUGGAAGCGGAAGAGCUCCCGUCGCAUUGAACGCUUCACUUUUCCUGCCCUGGAAGAAGAUGUGAUUUACGACGACGUUCCCUGUGAGAGUCCUGAUUCCCACCAGCCAGCAGGGGUGGAGAGGAACCUGCUUUAUGAGGAUGUGCAUCGAGAUGGGGCACCCCAGGAGGCUGAGGACCUAGGCUGGAGCUCCAGUGAGUUUGAAAGCUACAGCGAGGACUCAGGGGAGGAGGCCAAGCCGGAGGCAGAGCCUGCCAAGCACCGAGGGUCCUUCCAGCCCAAGCUUUCUCCAGACCUGACUAGGCUAAAGGAGAGAUGCGCCAGGACUAAGAGAGACAUCUUGGCUUUAAGAGUUGGGGGGAGAGACAUGCAGGAGCUGAAGCACAAGUGCGAUUGUAAGAUGACCCAGCUCAUGAAGGCCGCCAAGAGUGGGACCAGGGAUGGGCUGGAGAAGACACGGAUGGCCGUCAUGCGCAAAGUCUCCUUUCUGCACCGGAAGGAUGUCCUUGGUGACUCAGAAGAGGAGGACAUGGGACUCCUGGAGGUCAGUGUGACAGACAUCAAGCCCCCAGCCCCAGAACUGGGCCCCAUGCCGGAUGGCCUGAGCCCUCAGCAGGUGGUCCGGAGGCACAUCCUGGGCUCCAUUGUGCAGAGCGAAGGCAGCUACGUGGAGUCACUGAAGCGGAUACUCCAGGAUUACCGCAACCCUCUGAUGGAGAUGGAGCCCAAGGCGCUGAGUGUCCGCAAGUGCCAGGUGGUGUUCUUCCGCGUGAGGGAGAUCCUGCACUGUCACUCCAUGUUCCAGAUUGCCCUGUCCUCUCGUGUGGCUGAGUGGGACUCCACCGAGAAGAUCGGGGACCUUUUUGUAGCCUCGUUCUCCAAGUCCAUGGUGCUGGAUGUGUACAGUGACUAUGUGAACAACUUCACCAAUGCCAUGUCCAUCAUUAAGAAGGCCUGUCUCACCAAGCCAGCGUUCCUCGAGUUCCUCAAGCGGCGGCAGGUGUGCAGCACAGACCGAGUCACCCUCUAUGGGCUAAUGGUGAAACCCAUUCAGAGGUUCCCACAGUUUAUCCUCCUGCUUCAGGACAUGCUGAAGAACACCCCCAGGGGCCACCCCGACCGGCUGUCACUGCAGCUGGCCCUCACAGAGUUGGAGACGCUGGCUGAGAAGCUGAACGAGCAGAAGCGGCUGGCCGACCAGGUGGCUGAGAUCCAGCAGCUGACCAAGAGCGUCAGUGACCGCAGCAGCCUCAGCAAGCUGUUGACCUCUGGACAGCGGCAGCUGCUCUUAUGUGAGACUCUGACGGAGACGGUGUAUGGAGAUCGUGGGCAGCUGCUCAAGUCCAAGGAGCGCAGGGUCUUCCUGCUCAACGACAUGCUGGUCUGCGCCAAUAUCAACUUCAAGCCUUCCAACCACAGGGGCCAGCUGGAGAUCAGUAGCCUGGUGCCCCUGGGGCCCAAGUAUGUGGUGAAAUGGAACACAGCACUGCCUCAGGUGCAGGUGGUGGAGGUAGGCCAGGAUGGUGGUGCCUAUGACAAGGACAAUGUGCUCAUCCAGCAUGCCGGUGCCAAGAGGGCCUCGCCUGCAGGCCAGGCUCAGAACAAGGUGUACCUGGGCCCACCGCGCCUCUUCCAGGAGCUGCAGGACCUGCAGAAGGACCUGGUGGUGGUGGAGCAGAUCACGCUGCUCAUCAGCACGCUGCAUGGCACCUACCAGAACCUGAACAUGACUGUGGCUCAAGACUGGUGCCUGGCCCUGCAGAGGCUGAUGCGGGUGAAGGAGGAGGAGAUCCACUCGGCCAAUAAGUGCCGCCUCCGGCUCCUGCUUCCUGGGAAACCUGACAAAUCCGGCCGUCCCAUCAGCUUCAUGGUGGUCUUCAUCACCCCCAACCCCCUGAGCAAGAUUUCCUGGGUCAAUCGGUUGCAUUUGGCCAAGAUUGGACUCCGGGAGGAGAACCAGCCUGGCUGGCUGUGUCCAGAUGAAGACAGGAAGAGCAGAGCCCCCUUCUGGUGCCCGAUCCUGGCCUGCUGCGUCCCUGCCUUCUCCUCCCGGGCCCUCAGCCUACAGCUCGGGGCCCUGGUCCACAGUCCUGUCAACUGUCCCUUGCUGGGCUUCUCGGCAGUCAGUACUUCCCUUCCACAGGGCUACCUCUGGGUCGGGGGUGGGCAGGAGGGCGCCGGGGGCCAGGUGGAGAUCUUCUCCUUGAACCGGCCCUCACCACGCACCGUCAAGUCCUUCCCGCUGGCAGCACCCGUGCUCUGUAUGGAGUACAUUCCGGAGCCGGAGGAGGACACAGAGGGCACAGAUGAGAGCCGGGCAACUGCUGACGCCUUGGCCACCGUGCAUCCCACCAUCUGCCUGGGGCUCCAGGAUGGCAGCAUCCUGCUCUAUGGCAGUGUGGACACCGGCACGCAGUGCCUGGCAACCUGCAGGAGCCCUGGCCCACAGCCCGUGCUCUGCCUGCGGCAUAGCCCUUUCCACCUGCUUGCUGGCCUGCAGGACGGGACCCUCGCUGCCUACCCUCGGACCAGUGGAGGAGUCCCCUGGGACCUGGAGAGCCCCCCUGUGUGCCUGACCGUGGGGCCAGGGCCUGUCCGCACCCUACUGAGCCUGGAGGAUACUGUGUGGGCCAGCUGUGGGCCACGGGUCACUGUCCUGGAUGCUGCCACCCUGCAGACUCAGCAAAGCUUUGAGGCACACCAGGACGAGGCGGUGAGCGUGACACACAUGGUGAAAGCGGGCAGCGGCGUCUGGAUGGCCUUCUCCUCUGGCUCCUCCAUCCGCCUCUUCCACACUGAGACCCUGGAGCAUCUGCAGGAGAUCAACAUUGCCACCAGGACCACCUUCCUCCUUCCAGGCCAGAAGCACCUGUGUGUCACCAGCCUCCUCAUCUGCCAGGGUCUGCUCUGGGUGGGCACCGACCAGGGGGUCAUUGUCUUGCUGCCUGUGCCCCGGCUGGAGGGCAUUCCCAAGAUCACAGGAGACUCUAGACUGAUGGGGGAGCUACAUCCCCAUCCUCAGAAGAUUCUGCAGUCUGAUGGUGGAGGUCCCCGGGCUGAAGGAGAAAUAAAGUCCUCGGUGAGCUCCAGUCUGAUGAUGGAGACAGGACCAUCGCCAUUAUCAUGGGUGAGGACCCAUGGAUAAUAAGACAGGUAACAGAAACUCUUCAGUGUUGAAGACCUAACCCUGGUGCUGCCCAAGCACUCUAAACACCUCAUUUACACUUUCCCGGGAAAUGACAAGUAGCAAGAAUGUGUAAAUUGAGGAAAAUUAAUGUAAUUACCUGAGCUAGUUCUUGUCAGCUUUUCGUAUCAUCAGAAGCCACAGAACCUCUCCUGGCGAGGAGCGGCUCAGUCAUUAUGGGCUUUCUCCUGUGACAGGCAGUUGGCUCCUCCUUUACAAGGUCUGGCAAUGGGUUCUGGACCCCCCCACUCCCCAGAGCAUGGCCUAGGCCCCGUGCUGGAGAGCUUGCUGGCCCUCACGUCAGGGAGGCCUGGGCUUGAGUUCUGGCUCUGUUUCCACUUUGUUAUGUGAUCCAUAACCCCCUGAACCUGUGUGAGCUGCAGUCACGUCCUAUAGUCCGAUCAAUGGUAGUCCAAGUGUGGGGAGCCCCUGUUGGGUCCAGGUGCAGUGCGACAUGCAUUGGAUCCACGCCUGUGGAACCAUCAACAGCCACCCCCAUCAGGAGGUUCCAUUGUUGACCCCGAUGUACAGAGAAAGCCGAGGUCGGGCAGGUAAAGUCACUUGCCCAAGGUCAUAGCACAGAAGAGAACUAUUGGACAUGUAGCCUUAACCUUGUACCACUCCAAGCCCAUUUUGCAGCCCUUCCUUCUUCACUGUCUGCUCCAGGAUCCCAGGUGAGGACAAGUGCCCAGGUGCCAGCACAAAGUGUAGCCUGCUUGUAAACCCUGAUCCUCGGUUUCUUCUUCCAGAACCCGGGGAUGUCAGCAGCACUGACCAAAUGGGCUGCCUUGAGCAGGAAUGGAGUUCUUUCAUGGAAAACAGGGCAGCUUCUGUCCCAUAGCAGGCCCUGGACAGCUGGUUUGUUAUUGUCCCCUGCAGGAACCUGGCAGGUGUCAGCCUGCGUUCUAAGAUGCUCCUUAGAGUGUGAAACACCCAGGCGUCUUGAGGAGACCUGGAAGCACAUAGCUCCCCUUAAGCAAGCUUGGAGAGUCCCAUGGUUUGUGUGGAAAACACAAACACUCAUGCCACUUGCCAAGAAUUUGGGAAAAAAGGACCAAGUAACACAAAGGCACCCAAGCCGGGGCUGGCCAAUGGGUCUAGAGAGAUCAUGGGAUCAGUAUUCAGAAAACUCAUGUUUGGGCAAGUGGUACCCAACAAUGCAGGCUUCCUUCACUCAGCAGUACCCACCACUAGCACCGUGUGCCCAGCUCUGGCCAAGUUGGUGAGAGGAGCAGACAGAGUCCUGCCUAAGGAGCUGAGCCUGCAGCCUCACAGGAGACAUGGGUUUGAAAAGAGAAGGUUCCAGGGGUCCCAGUGGAUCAGAAAGAGAACAUGGGCUUUGGAGUUCCUCUCCUGGUGUCUGCCCUUACUUGCUGACCUCAGUUUCCCCCUCUGUAAGAUGGUGAUAACUGUGCAUUCCCCAGCUGCUCCCAGGAGUAAAGGAGAUGAGGUAUCUAAGAGUGCUUCAUUCAGGGCCUGGGGAAAGAGAGGUGCUCCAUCAGUGUUCACUAUUUUAGAUAGAGAUAACGCCAAUAACAGGCCUGACCUGGGUGAGAACAAGGCUACAUGUGGGCGGGGCCAGAAGGUGGGUGGGGCCUGGGACUAUGGAGCAACCUUUUCCAGACAUCUCCCCCAAGGACAAGGAAAUCCUAGUGCUCAGUUGCGGGGGGCUGGACACCAUUGUGAGGCUGGGUAAAGCCAGGGUCAUGGAGCUCUUGGUUUGGGGGCAUUCUAGAAGAUGCUGUGAAUUCUUGCUGGCUUGAACCCAACUCAGGGACAAACACAAUCCUCUGCCCCUGUAAUUUCUGCUAAAUUAGGUGACAAGGCUUUUUUCUUUCACAAAUCUAGGGACGUGCAUUUAUAGUCUGUUUUGCAUAAAUCAGGGCCUCAUUUGCAUCCGUUUGCAUGUUUUUCUGGGCGUGAGGUUCAAGAGGCCUCACAAUGUGUGUAAAAUGAAGUUGGGUACUGAGUAGCCCCACAGACUGGGAAGAAGGAGCCCAAGGGAGUUGGUGAGAGCUGGACCAACUUCGGGGCCAGCUGUCCCUCCAGACUUCCCAGUUUCAUGAACCAGUUGUGCUCCUUUCUCCUCCAGUGGGCUCGGUUAAUUUCUGUCCAUUGAGCUGCUGGGAUCCACUUCAUGCUAACUUUGUUUCUUGGCCUUACCAAAGUUAAGUGGCACAGCUGCUGUUCUCUGUCUCAUAGGCUCUGUUCCCGCAAAAAAGGUCAGAACAGGAAUCGUGCUCUGCAUGGGGUGGUGGCACUGGGCGUUGUGGUCACACCCUUUCCUCCUACUGACCUCCCAUAGCUGUCUUCCAGGGAGGUGGCUCCUGACCACUGGCAGAGGCCCAGAGGUGGGGUAAAGGACUCAGAAUGCCACUGGUCUGUCUCUGUGUGACAGCUCUGCUCUGGGGCACAGCAAGGCAGAGACAGGGCAGUGGGGAGGAGGGGAUGGGAGGGAAUCCCAUUAAUUUUUCUUGUCCUAAAUCAAUUUAAUGGAAGCCUCCUAUGACUCUGAUUUGAUUUUUCAUUCUCAGUGUUACAAUUAUCAGCCCAAUGUUACAGCAGCUCAAGCUUGAAAUGGAAUGCCGUAGCAGAGGCUGUCAAAAAGGGAAUAGUACCAGAUUACACCAAUUAUCGAAUAUUUUGCUAAUUAGACACCCAGUGCAUCUCUUUGGCUUACAGCGAGGGGCAGACGUGCUCAGCACAGCAUUGUCGUCUUGGCUGAGUGGUGGUUGUCACUUGCCAUCCCAGCUCAGGGAUAUCACGUCCCAAGAAGAACUUCACUUUUUAGGAUCUUCAUCCGCAGGACACUGCCUGACGUCUACCCUUCGUCCUUCUUGGCGCUCUCUAGGAGGCAGAGUGCAGGGAUGCAGGAUUUGUGAUAAAAAAUGUCAGGUACCUUUAAACCUAAGACCAGGUGGCCCGGAGGAAGAUCCAUGGAAGGCGUUCGGAGUCUGAAAUCUCCCUUCCCUUUUACAAAUGGGGAAACUGAGGCUCAGUGAGAGCUCAGUGACUUGGCUAAGGUGUCACUGACAGUUGUGGCUGAGUUGUGCCUGAACCCCAGGACUCCUGACCUCCCCAUCUGCAGCUGGCUGGAGUCCUUUUGCUCUGUCCAGAUAGGAAUUGUGGAUAGGAAACUCUCCUAAAGUUGACGGUCCCCUUGAGUGUCCAAGGCCUGGGGGCUGGACUGGCAGACCCAGAGGCUUCCAGCUCCAGACUCUGAGAGCUAAGGGCCUAUUGUUCCAGACCUUAGAAGCCAGAGACUCAUGGCUGCAGGCACUCAGGUUGGAGGGUCACUAAGGACUUUAACCACCAGAGGCGCUGGCACUUGGCAGCCUUUAUAUUCCGGUGAGCAGAGCAGUGGUAGCAGCGGGGGGUAGCUGCUAUGGAUACAACUCUCCUGCCGGCCUGGGGUGCUGGGACUCUCAGCCCCUAUAGACACCUCUGGUGUAUGAGAGCCCCGGGGCCUGCAGUUUCUCUUCUUUGGCUCUUCACAACCUUUUAUCUUUCUUCAACCUUGGCUGUCCAACUUCUCUUACUUCUGCCAUCCCUCGUUGCCUCUGCCACCUUUGCAUCCUGUCACUUCUGCCCUGCUCUCUGAAACUCUUCAGCUGCCCUCUCCUCAGCACUGCCACUCUGCCAUCUUCUCUUCUCCUUACCACAUUAGACUACUGUACUGGUGAUGAUCACAAACAGGCAAGAAAACGUCACAGGAGAAGCCAUUUGUUGAGGGCAGCACAGGAGGGCAUCUCUCAGCUGACUUGAAACAAGUGAGCCAAGCCAGUUUAUAUAGCCAGAAAGGUGUGGCGAGUGGGUUUGCACCAAUCCCAGCUGGCCUUCGUGCAAAUGAAGGACUGUGGCACCAAUCAUAGCGUAGUCCUGCAGGCAAAUGAAAGGCUGCAGCGAUCACAGUGAACCUUCAAGCCAGUGGAGGAUGCUGUUUACACCGGUCUCAGGCCUCCUGCUAGGCCACCAGGGGGAAGUUCUCCCCCUCUGGCCUGGGUAACAAUGGAUGCAGAGUCAUCUAGAGUUCACCAAGGCUUGUGAUGGCAAAAAGUCCAACAAGAACUGUUCAUUGUAGGCCCUCAAGGCCUCCAGGGAGUGCUCAGAGCAGCCAGGCUGGGAUGAGGUGGACCAGCUGACUGCUAGGCUGAUAGUCCUUCACUCAAAGCAGGUGGGGUACCGGGGAAGGUCCGGACAGCUGUCAUUAGGGACUCAUUGUCCCCAACAUCUUAGUGUAUUUAAAGGAAAAAUCAACAUUAAAAGGUGUGCUUAUAAUACCAGCUUUCGUUAAUAUCAACAGCGAUUUAACAGUGCUGUAACAAUGCUUAACCCUGCCCCCACGCUCUGUGGGGUCUCACCCCCCCGUGAGAGGUGGGUCCCUGUUAUCUGCCUCAUUUCCACCCCCUGUGGAUGUCCAGCGUGGACUUUCCCCAGCACCGGUGAAUCAGGGCUGCUUAACU
Castor canadensis (American beaver) is the source of this 8135-nucleotide messenger RNA. The record is from RefSeq and is a predicted model, not a curated record. Lineage: Eukaryota; Metazoa; Chordata; Mammalia; Rodentia; Castoridae.